AGCUUAAGCGGCGGCGGCGGCGGCGAGUAUACCACACGCGAGCCUGGUUAGCAAUCUGAAUAGAGAAAGAGAGAGAAAGAGAGAGAGAGAGAGAGAGAGAGAGAGAGAGAGAGAGAGAGAGAGAUUGAUGGCGCGCGGCGGCGGCGGCGGAGUCGAGUUUCGGCCGCCUCCUGAGAUGGCGAUGGAAGAGAUGGAUCGGCAGCCUGUCGUUGUUUCCGAAGCAAGAAUCCUGAGGAUGGAGAUUGCGUCCCUGGUGAACUUGCUCAUCGAGAAACAAUCUGACGUUCUUUCCUACGAUCCCGAGAUCGUGAGGAAGAUCACGUCCCUGAGGAACGAGAUCGCGUGCCAGAAGCUGGCCAGGGAGCGCAAAGCCUUGGUUACGGAGGUCAAACGCACAGUGCCGCGGAGGCGCAAAAAGUUUUAUGCAGUGCGGAGGGUCGCUGAGAAGGAGAUCAUGGCCGAUCAGGAGAGCGUGGAUCUGCCUAACUCCGAUACGCAUAGUGUGACCUCCCAAGUCAGUUGCAUCCCCGAGCAGUUGCCCGAGCCCUGCGACCAGAAGGAGAUCGACUCGGAGAAUAACAAAUCAGCUUCCAGAUUCAAAUCCAACUUCGAGCAUGUAUAUUCACCCUACGGUAUUGAGGACGAGGGAGUGCGCCUAAACCGCCAAUUCAGUCAUAUAUUGCAGCAGGCGGAUGCCUUGUGUGACGAGAUGGCAUCUAUAGCAUCUAUUCUGAGGAAAAUCAGUGUCCCCAUCAUCUCCUAUUACGAUGUCUCCGAUCUGUGUAACACAGCGCAGAGUUUAUCGAGGAUCUCCAAUAGUAUAUUGUAUAAUAGCAUGAAUGCUGAUAAACAGAUGGCGGUCCAAUAUGCUGAGGACCAGAGGACCAAGGAGGAGAUGACCGAUCAGAUGGGCAAAGGCAAAUCCAGCACCCACUGUCUUGAGAAGCAGAGGACCGAGGAAGAGGUGGAUGUAUCUAUAACAGAUUUGACUGACCAUACCGCUGAUGAUGGCCAGUUGACAGAUGAUGAGGGUGACCAUUUUGUGGGAGCAGAUCUGAUAAGUUGCCUUUCCAACCAGAUGACUGCGUACAUGGAUGAUGGCCAAUCAAGCGCCGAGACGCAUGAGUCGAGGAUGAUGGAUAAAGGCAAAUCAAUUAGUGAAGGCAAGUCAAGCAUGGAGACACAUGCGUCGAGGAUGUUGGAUAUGAUGGUGCUGGUUUCUGAUGAUAAGAGUGAGUCGGAUGGUAUGACCAACUUGUGCAAAUAUUACAAGAUGCUCGAAUUUGAGGAUGAGAAGGUGUUGGGCAAGAUGACUGCUGAGAAUUUAAGGAUGUAUUACAAAUUUCGUACGGAGCUAUUAAAGAUGGAAGCCAGCUUACGCGAGUUCCGGGAGCAGAAUGAAAAGGAUGACCUGAGGUGGGAGCAGGAUAAAAAGGACGCACUGAGCUGUUGCAGAACAGACCCGACCCCCUUCUCACUUCAGGACGCGGUAGGGGAGGAGGGGGAGGAGGAGGGGGAGGAGGAGGAGGUGACAGAAUUCACAGAAUCAGACAAAGAGGAGAUGGAGAUGGAGGACAGGUUGUUUUCUGGAAAACGUGAAGUCUGGGAAUCCGCAUGGGGAUGCUGUGGUGAAUUUGAAGACAGUACCGCAGUGAGUCCUAUGCACGUUACACAUUGCACGCCGGGACUGAUCCCGUACGCCGCUCGCUCUGUGAGCACCUUGCAGAUCUACUCCUUGAAGAUUGUUGGAACAGAUGGAAAGUUGAAGUUACCACUCCAUGUGUAUGGUGUUGUUGCUGCCCGAGACACCGUGGACUACAACCGCAACAUUCUCUUCUUUAGGCGAAGGGAAGACUGUCAAAAACUCACUCCAGAGGAUCCAUUUUUGCACUUGACUGGCCCGUCCCGUGCCAUCGUGGCUGUGGACCAUGUUGACUUCGAAGUCCAACUGAAAGUAAAGGGUGCAACAAGGUCCAGCGACAGAGCAUUGAUCAGUCGUUGCUGCACUUAUUCUGGUGGUUAUCAUGAAGGUUUAGAUACCGCUCUCAUCAGCAACUGCUUUUGCACGGUAGAGUUAAGCUUGGAGCGACUCGCAAAGACAGUCCAGGCUACCACCUUAAGUGUCCGUGUUGUUGAAGGGGGACCUUGGCCUUUUGAAUAUGGUGGUCGGAUUGUGUGCUCCUCACCACCACAGGAAGUUAUGGACUCCCUGGCCAGGCAAGUUGUGUUGGUUGAUUCUCGUUCUUCUGAUGGUGGAGAAAUGCCAAUGGGCACAGAUGGCUACCUUGAUCUGUCAAGGCAUGUUGUUUCUGUAGAACUGGAAGAAAGCCUGCAAUUUGUUAUACAAGCCUACUCGCAGUCUGGUGAUGCUAUUGCUAGACAAGGUCGUGUCAAGUUCAGGGCCGAAUAUUGCAAUGUAAGUCGAGGUAUAUGUGAGAUUGGUGACUCUAAGGUGGAGAUUACUGUUGCUUGGUCCAAACUUGUUACCAAAAGGAUGGAUAUCCUCUUAGAAGGGCAUGUUUGAUGGUUCUUGUGCGUUGGAGGUUAUGGACUACAGAACCCGUUACCCAAAUUUAUCUGUUUGUCCCUUGCAUGUGGUUUGUGAAACUGCAUAACUAUUUUUGUAUUGAUAUGUCCAACUAUUUGUGUAUCUGACUAUCUGUGUCCACUUCAACUUCUUAUUAUGCUAUGUGAAGUACUAAUUCUGUUUCGAUAA
Messenger RNA from Triticum aestivum (bread wheat), 2716 nucleotides. RefSeq lists its product as uncharacterized. The transcript is spliced from 3 exons. The coding region runs from base 128 to 2524 and encodes 798 amino acids. The record is from RefSeq and is a predicted model, not a curated record. NCBI's taxonomy places the organism in Eukaryota, Viridiplantae, Streptophyta, Magnoliopsida, Poales, Poaceae.